Molecule: messenger RNA, 1990 nt
Organism: Olea europaea var. sylvestris
Lineage: Eukaryota; Viridiplantae; Streptophyta; Magnoliopsida; Lamiales; Oleaceae
Product: probable receptor-like protein kinase At5g18500
Exons: 8
Coding region: 332-1771 (479 amino acids)
Biological process (GO): protein phosphorylation
Molecular function (GO): ATP binding; protein kinase activity
Source: RefSeq, a predicted model, not a curated record
UGUACCUAACCACUGAAAACUCCUCCAUGCCUUGUUAUUAAUAUGUCUUCAUUCCAAAAAUUUGUUGUUCCACAUUGCACAUUUCCCAGAAUUCCAUGUGCUAUGUUGGGUUAUUUUGUGUAUUCCCUGCACUUCCAUUCAACUUCAAAUAAAGAUUUCUUUUGGCAUUUCUUUCAGUAGAGGUGUAAUUCUUGAGGAAACAUUUAAGAACAAUCUGAAAAGAUAUUUGACUUUUGGCAAUGGGAUUGUAAGAGAUCUGGGCUUUAGAGUUCGCGUUUCCUGAGGCAAUUUUGAUAUCUGAAUUCCAUCAAAUACAGGCAUUUGGUGCAAAAUGAGUUCUGGUCUUAAUUUUGCUUUGUCAAAGAAAACUCACAUCUUUCAUCUUAAGGUGUGGAUUUUAAUAGCAAUCUUUUUGGGCAUCUUUUCUGUAUUGGUUCUCUUGCUGUUGCUGUUUUGUGUAUCGUGUAAGAAGUCGAAAAGGGGUAGUGAUACACUUCCCAUAAGCCAGAUUCCAAACGUAUCUAAGGAAAUUAAAGAGAUACGGAUCGAUCAACAUUCAGCCAAGCACUAUGUUGGCAAUGUCAGGGAUUUCUUCACUGUCCAGGACAAGAAUGAAAAAGAUUCAGAUAAGCUUUUGGAACGCUUUGGCGAUGAGAAGGCUAAGAAUGGUGAUAAUAGGAUUCAAUCCUGUUCGUUUAAUUACCUGGAGAAAGAUGAUGCUGUGCUUGUAUCUGGGGAGAAGAAGAGCUCUUUAGCAGUACACCGCCCUUCUUCAGAUCUUAUAACUGUGUCUUCCCCUCUAGCUGGUCUACCUGAGCUCUCUCACCUUGGUUGGGGUCAUUGGUUUACACUGAGGGAUCUAGAAAAUGCAACUGGCAAGUUUUCAAGGGAUAAUAUUAUUGGGGAGGGUGGAUAUGGAGUUGUCUAUUGGGGCCAACUGGUCAAUGGUACUUCUGUGGCCGUCAAAAGGCUCCUAAAUAACUUAGGACAAGCGGAGAAGGAAUUCAGGGUGGAAGUUGAGGCUAUUGGUCAGGUUCGGCAUAAAAACUUAGUUCGGCUUCUGGGUUACUGUAUUGAAGGAACCCAUAGGGUAUUGGUAUAUGAAUACGUCAAUAAUGGCAAUCUAGAGCAGUGGCUUCAUGGAUCUAUGUCCCAGCAUGGAUACCUCACUUGGGAGGCUCGUAUGAAGAUUCUCCUUGGCACAGCAAAGGCUCUUGCAUAUCUGCAUGAGGCGAUUGAGCCCAAAGUGGUGCAUCGAGAUAUUAAGUCAAGCAAUAUACUGAUUGACGAGGACUUCAAUGCUAAAAUAUCAGAUUUUGGCCUUGCUAAGUUGCUGGGUGCUGGAAAGAGUCAUAUCACUACCAGAGUAAUGGGAACCUUUGGAUAUGUAGCUCCGGAAUAUGCAAACAGUGGCCUCCUAAAUGAGAAGAGUGACGUUUAUAGCUUUGGUGUUGUGCUUUUGGAAACAAUAACUGGCAGAGAUCCCGUUGAUUAUAGUUGUCCGGCACCUGAGGUGAAUUUGGUCGACUGGCUCAAGAUGAUGGUAGGAGCCAGACGGUCAGAAGAAGUGGUUGAUCCCCUUAUCGAGGCUAAGCCAUCGACAUCUGCCCUGAAACGAGCUCUUUUGACUGCCUUAAGGUGUGUUGAUCCAGACUCUAACAAAAGGCCAACAAUGAGUCAAGUUGUUCGAAUGAUCGAGUCGGACGAAUAUCCAGUGCCACGAGAGGGUCGUGGAAGGAGGAAGAAUCAAGCAGUCGGAAAGCAAAAGUGACGGUCGAGCAUAGCCAAGUGGAAAUACAUACAAAAAUGAUUUAUAGAUUUAGGAAAUAGGAAAUAGGGAAAGGGUAUAUAUUUACAGGAUACAGAAUUAUGAGACACAAUUUGUGCAGUGCUUUUGUGUUGUUUUUUACUUUUCACUUUAUUCUGUGUAAUUUGAACAGAAGGAUAUGAAUAUAUUCAGCUUGAUUGAACAAGGAUUUUAACUUAUUAA